CGUAGAUUUUGGAACAGAGAUAUUUUGGUUAAAAAAUAGAAUAUUAGAAUUUGUGAGUAUUCCCCCCAGGUAUUAUGUAUUUGUGUGUGUGUCUCCUGGUUCUUUACAGCUUUAUGCAAUCACAAUCAGAGGAUUUAAUGGUGGUUGGUCCAGAAUCUUCUCUUGUUGCUAUAGCUGGGGAAGACCUCAUCCUGCCCUGUUUUAUCAAACCCAAUACCAGUGCUGUGGACAUGACAGUGGAGUGGUUCAAACUAGAUGCAGGCUUCUCCAAAGUGCACUUUUAUGAUGAUCAUGAAGACAGAAAUGAAGAUCAAGCUCAGACUUACCAAGGAAGAACAUUACUGUUGAAAGAUGAGCUAAAGAAAGGCAACGCUUCACUCAAACUCUACGCUGUCCGAGUCUCUGAUGAAGGAGAAUAUAAGUGUCUCAUUGAGGACAAAUCCUGGUCUGAUGACGUUAUUGUUCGUGUCAUUGUUGAGGUUCGGGGAAGCCACCCAGUGAUCACGAUGGAGAGUUAUGAUAACUCAGGUGGGAUUAAUCUAGUGUGUGAGUCCAGAGGCUGGAAUCCUAAACCUGAGGUUCUGUGGUUGGACAGAGAAGGAGCUCCUCUGUCUGCUGAAGAGACACAGAUACACAAAGACACGGAGGGCUUCACUGUAAAACGCCGCAUUACUGUUCAUGAUUAUAGCGACUCCAACAAAUUUUACUGCAGACUUCAACAAAUUCAUCACAUGAUGGAGACAGAGGUCAUCAUUAAUGGUAAAGUCUUUGAUAAUUGGAAGCUAGCUGUUGCUAUUUCGGCUCUAGCAUGUCUUUUUACUACUGGAUGGAUAGUAACUGCUGUUAUUUCUCGAAAGAAAGCACUGCAGCGACGGAGGGUGGAAGAUGAGUUAGCAGCAAUGGGGAAAUUUGCAGAGCCACAGAGACAGAAGGUGAAAGAAGAGUUAGCAGAGUUGAAGAGCUAUGCAGUGGAUGUGACUCUGGACCCUGAUACAGCUCAUCCACGACUGAGAGUGUCGGAGGAUGAAAAACAAGUGACAUGUGAAGACUCACCACAGGAUCGCCAUGAUACCACACAGAGGUUUAAUAAAUGUGUUAUUGUUGUGGGAAAGAGGAGUUAUUCAAGAACAUUUUAUUAUGAGGUACAGGUAAGCAGGAAAACUCAGUGGAUAUUAGGAGUCAUGAGAGAAGACAUUAACAGGCAGGGGGACAUUACUGUAACUCCGCAGAAUGGAUUCUGGACUGUUGAAAUGAGGAAAGAGAAUGAGUACAGGGCUAAUGCUGGUCGUGAUAUUCGUCUCACCCUGAUAGAGAGACCAGUGAAGGUGGGGGUAUAUGUCAAUUAUGAGCGUGGUCUAGUCUCCUUUUACGACGUGGAGGCCAACUCUCAUAUCUACUCUUUCUCUGAUCAGUCUUUCACUAAGGAACUCUUUCCAUGCUUCAGUGCUGGUUUAAAUGAAGGAGGAAAAGAUUCAGCACCGCUGAUUAUUACAGUUGUUAAUGACUAAAUAUGUUUUAUAUUUUACCCAUUUUUUAAAUCAGGCUAUAAUAUUAACGUUUCAGUCAAGCACCACAGCCAGUUAGCCUACCAACUCCACACAUACAGACCCAAGGCGGGACUCAAACCCAUCACCAUGGAGUUGUAAGGACACAAUGAUAAACACUACAUGGCUGUACUGCCAUAAAACUUGCAUUUGGGUCAUUGACGGAUAAGACUUUUUAAUAGGCCAAUUUUAAAAUACCAAAAAUAUGGAUAUGUUUUGCCAUUUUCUAAACAUUUGGAAUGUAGCGUACACAUGCCUUUAUAAAGAAAAGUAAACAAAUUGACAUUUUAAUGUUUUUACACUUAUUUUAUAAUACAUAGCCUUAAAAAACUAAUCUGGGGUGACCGUAAUACAUCUUAAAAUUCCCAUUUUUAUGUAUCAUUAAGACUAGUUGAACUCAUAUCAGUAAAUAGAUACUGUAAACUGAUGAAGAAAGAUAAACUUUAGUGCCCUUUCAUUUUAUGAUAACCAUUAUUUCACAAGUUUAUUCUAUAAUAUCAGAGUCUCCCUCAUUACCCAGUUACAAUACUGAUUUUUACCACAAAAGCAAAAAAACUGAAUUAGCAUUUAUACAGAUAUUACACAUUCAACAAUAGCAUACCACUGAUUAAUAUUUGAGGCUAAACUGAUGGAUAUUUGGUUAUGAAUUUAGUGUAAUUAUUGCCAUUUGUUGGUUACCCCACAUGACAUAUGGUCGCCCCAAAUGAUAAGAAAACCACAGGUAUAAAAAUUUUAGUUAAA
Clarias gariepinus (North African catfish) is the source of this 2285-nucleotide messenger RNA. Its product is annotated as butyrophilin subfamily 1 member A1-like. The record is from RefSeq and is a predicted model, not a curated record. The transcript has 9 exons. Bases 75 to 1508 code for a protein of 477 amino acids. NCBI's taxonomy places the organism in Eukaryota, Metazoa, Chordata, Actinopteri, Siluriformes, Clariidae. Gene Ontology annotation, molecular function: protein binding.